AAAAUACGUUACAUUUUAGUGUGAGUUUACCUGUCGUCGUGUUCAGUUGUUUCGAGCGGAAACAAAGGCCGAAAUCAUUAAGUGAAACCAAUUGAUUUGAUAUUUUCUACACGACGCAAAUUAAUGGUCAAUGAAGGGCAAUAAAAAUGGUGAUUGUAACACGCGGUGACUACAUCUGGAUAGAGCCCGCAUCGGGUAGAGAAUUCGAUGUAGCCAUUGGUGCUCGUGUCAUUUCUGCAGAGGGUAGACGCAUACAAGUGCGCGACGAUGACGGCGACGAAAUAUGGCUAUCGCCUGAAAGACGUAUCAAAGCCAUGCAUGCCUCCUCCGUACAGGGUGUGGAGGACAUGAUCUCAUUGGGUGAUCUACAUGAGGCUGGCAUAUUACGGAAUCUACUGAUCAGAUACAAAGAAAACUUAAUUUACACCUAUACUGGAUCCAUUUUGGUGGCAGUUAAUCCCUAUCAAAUUCUACCCAUCUACACGGCCGAUCAAAUAAAACUCUACAAAGAACGUAAAAUUGGUGAAUUACCACCACAUAUUUUUGCCAUAGGCGACAAUGCCUAUGCCCACAUGAAACGCUAUCGCCAGGAUCAAUGCAUUGUCAUAUCGGGCGAAUCAGGUGCGGGUAAGACGGAAAGCACAAAACUUAUUUUACAAUAUUUGGCUGCCAUCAGCGGUAAACAUUCCUGGAUAGAACAACAAAUUUUGGAGGCUAAUCCCAUUUUGGAGGCAUUUGGUAAUGCAAAGACCGUAAGAAAUGACAAUUCUUCAAGAUUUGGCAAAUACAUUGACAUACACUUCAGUGCCAAUGGCGUUAUUGAGGGUGCCAAAAUUGAACAGUAUCUGCUGGAGAAAUCCCGCAUUGUUUCACAAAAUCCCAGUGAACGAAAUUAUCACAUAUUCUAUUGCAUUUUGGCUGGCCUUUCUAUGGAGGAGAAACGACGUCUGGAACUUGGAAAUGCAUCAGAUUAUAAAUAUCUUACCGGAGGGGAUUGCAUCACAUGUGAGGGACGGGAUGAUACUGCCGAGUUCUCCGACAUACGUUCUGCCAUGAAAGUCUUACUUUUUACCGAUCAAGAAAUUUGGGAAAUCAUCAAAUUGCUCGCUGCUCUAUUGCACUGCGGCAACAUUAAAUACAAAGCCACAGUUGUUGAUAAUUUGGAUGCCACCGAAAUUCCAGAAUACAUAAAUGUAGAAAGAGUGGCAGCCCUAUUGGGACUACCUUUACAACCUCUCAUCGAUGCUCUCACGCGCCGUACCCUCUUUGCUCAUGGUGAAACUGUGGUCUCAACAUUGUCCCGCGAACAGUCAGUUGAUGUACGCGAUGCCUUCGUGAAGGGCAUAUACGGACGCCUCUUCGUACACAUUGUACGCAAAAUUAAUGCUGCCAUUUAUAAGCCAAGGGCCACAUCUCGCAAUGCUAUUGGUGUUUUGGAUAUUUUCGGUUUCGAGAAUUUCGACCAGAACAGCUUCGAACAAUUCUGUAUAAAUUACGCCAACGAAAACUUGCAACAGUUCUUUGUGCAACACAUCUUCAAAUUGGAACAGGAGGAAUACAAUCACGAGGGUAUCAAUUGGCAACACAUAGAGUUUGUGGAUAAUCAGGAUGCCUUAGAUUUGAUUGCUAUUAAACAGCUCAACAUUAUGGCUUUAAUCGAUGAGGAGGCCCGCUUUCCCAAGGGCACAGAUCACACAAUGUUGGCCAAAUUGCACAAAACCCACGGCACCCACAAGAACUAUUUGAAACCCAAAUCGGACAUUAACACCAGCUUCGGUCUGAAUCACUUUGCCGGUGUUGUAUUUUAUGAUACCAGUGGUUUCCUGGAAAAGAACCGCGACACUUUCAGUCCUGAUUUAUUGCAUCUCGUAAGUCAAAGUAGCAAUAAGUUCCUGAGACAAAUUUUUGCUCAAGACAUAGAAAUGGGUGCAGAGACUCGUAAGAGGACACCCACUCUAUCCACUCAGUUCAAAAAGAGUUUGGAUGCUUUGAUGAAAACUCUAAGCUCGUGUCAGCCAUUCUUCAUACGUUGCAUCAAACCGAAUGAAGUGAAGCGACCAAUGUUAUUCGAUCGUGGCCUGUGUUGUCGACAGUUACGUUAUUCGGGUAUGAUGGAAACAAUUCGCAUUCGCCGGGCUGGUUAUCCCAUACGACAUGGCUUUAGAGAUUUUGUGGAACGUUACAGGUUCCUUAUUCCAGGAGUACCACCAGCACAUCGCACUGAUUGUCGUUUGGCUACAUCGCGUAUAUGUGCCGCAGUCCUUGGCAAAUCGGACUAUCAACUGGGCCAUACCAAAGUUUUUCUGAAAGAUGCUCAUGAUUUGUUCUUAGAACAGGAGCGUGAUCGCGUGUUGACACGUAAGAUUUUGAUUCUGCAAAGAACUAUACGCGGUUGGGUCUAUCGCAGACGUUUCUUGCGAAUGCGAGCUGCCGCCAUUACCAUUCAGCGUUACUGGAAGGGCUAUGCCCAAAGAAAACGUUAUCAGCAAAUGCGAGUGGGCUAUAUGCGUUUGCAAGCUUUGAUACGAUCACGUGUUCUUUCGCAUAGAUUCCGUCAUUUGCGAGGUCACAUCGUGGGUCUGCAGGCUCAUGCCCGUGGUUAUUUGGUGAGGCGUGAAUAUGGACAUAAAAUGUGGGCCAUUAUUAAAAUACAGUCGCAUGCCCGCAGAAUGAUUGCUAUGCGGAGGUACAAGAAAAUGAAGGAGGAAUACAAGAAGUUCGCAGAGGUAUUGCAUUUACGGAAAUUGGAGGAGCAGGAGCUGAUGCACAAAGGUAACAAACACGCUCGCGAAAUUGCAGAACAACAUUAUCGCGAUCGUUUACAUGAGCUCGAACGCAGAGAAAUGGAGAAAGAGAUCGAAGAACGUCGCCGAGUGGAAGUGAAGAAGAAUUUGAUAAACGAUGCCGCCCGCAAACAAGACGAACCGGUGGAUGACGGAAAACUGGUAGAAGCCAUGUUUGAUUUUCUACCCGAUUCCAGUAGCGAGGCACCAACACCACAUGCAGGGCGAGAAACAUCGGUAUUCAAUGAUUUGCCCCAUGGCAAUAGUGUCAAUCAAGAGGAUAUAAUUGGUCCCAUGCACAUCUCCGAAGAUGAAGAGGAUUUGUCAGAAUUUAAAUUCCAAAAAUUCGCAGCUACCUACUUCCAGGGCAAUGUCAACCAUCAAUACUCCAAGAAGGCCCUGAAACAUCCCCUUCUACCAUUACAUACCCAAGGUGAUCAAUUGGCAGCUCAAGCCUUGUGGAUAACUAUUUUAAGAUUUACCGGGGAUAUGCCCGAACCAAAAUAUCACACCAUGGAUCGCAUGGAUACGACAUCGGUAAUGUCUAAAGUUACAGCCACCUUGGGAAGAAACUUUAUCAGAAGCAAAGAAUUCCAAGAAGCUCAACUAAUGGGUUUGGAUCCUGAAGCAUUCCUCAAACAAAAGCCACGCUCAAUUAGACACAAAUUGGUUUCGCUUACACUGAAACGUAAAAACAAACUCGGCGAGGAUGUAAGACGCCGCCUGCAAGAUGAAGAGUAUACGGCAGACAGUUACCAAUCAUGGCUCCAAUCACGUCCCACUUCCAAUCUGGAAAAAUUACACUUCAUCAUUGGCCAUGGCAUUUUAAGAGCCGAAUUGAGAGACGAAAUCUACUGUCAAAUUUGCAAACAGUUAACGAACAACCCUCUGAAGUCGUCACAUGCCAGAGGUUGGAUACUUCUAUCGUUGUGCGUAGGCUGUUUUGCUCCAUCUGAGAAAUUCGUUAACUACUUAAGAGCCUUCAUUCGUGAAGGUCCUCCUGGCUAUGCUCCCUACUGUGAGGAACGCCUAAAGAGGACCUUCAACAAUGGUACACGCAAUCAACCUCCAUCAUGGCUAGAAUUACAGGCCACAAAAUCAAAGAAACCCAUAAUGCUGCCCAUUACAUUUAUGGAUGGCAAUACAAAGACACUUCUGGCAGAUUCUGCCACCACGGCUCGGGAGUUGUGCAAUCAAUUGUCUGACAAAAUCACUCUGAAGGAUCAAUUUGGCUUCUCACUGUAUAUUGCUCUAUUCGAUAAGGUGUCUUCGUUGGGUAGUGGUGGAGAUCAUGUAAUGGACGCAAUUUCACAGUGUGAACAAUAUGCCAAAGAACAAGGAGCCCAGGAACGCAAUGCCCCCUGGCGAUUGUUCUUCCGCAAGGAAAUAUUUGCUCCCUGGCAUGAUCCCACAUUCGAUCAAGUCGCUACGAAUCUCAUUUAUCAGCAGGUGGUGAGAGGUGUCAAAUUCGGAGAAUAUCGUUGCGAUAAGGAGGACGAUUUGGCCAUGAUUGCGGCUCAGCAAUAUUUCAUUGAAUAUGGCACCGAUAUGUCUAUGGAAAGACUUUUUACCCUGCUGCCUAAUUUUAUACCCGACUUCUGUCUAACAGGUGUCGAUAAGGCCAUUGAACGCUGGGCUGCUCUUGUUUUGCAGGCCUACAAGAAGUCAUACUACGUCAAGGAAAAGAUACAUUCACUUAAGAUCAAGGAAGACAUUGUGAGCUACGCCAAAUACAAGUGGCCUUUGCUAUUUUCCCGGUUCUACGAAGCAUAUCGUAACUCUGGUCCAAAUUUACCCAAAAACGAUGUUAUCAUUGCUGUCAACUGGACGGGCGUUUAUGUGGUUGAUGACCAGGAGCAAGUGUUGUUGGAAUUAAGUUUCCCCGAGAUUACUGCCGUUUCCAGUCAGAAAACCAAUAAAGUUUUUACGCAAACCUUUAGCUUAUCUACUGUGCGUGGAGAAGAGUUCACAUUCCAAAGUCCCAACGCCGAAGACAUAAGAGACUUGGUUGUUUAUUUCCUCGAUGGCCUGAAGAAGAGAUCGAAAUUUGUUAUAGCCAUUCAGGAUUAUCGGGCUCCCUCCGACGGUUCGAGUUUCUUAUCGUUCUACAAGGGUGACCUCAUCAUUCUGGAAGAUGAAAGCUGUGGAGAAAAUGUCCUCAACAAUGGUUGGUGUAUAGGUCGUUGUGAACGCACCCAGGAAAGGGGAGACUUUCCGGCAGAGACUGUGUAUGUGCUGCCUACGCUUACGAAACCACCUCAGGAUAUUCUAGCCUUAUUUAAUGUUGAAGAAGCUCAUCAUGGCAAGCGUUUGAGUAUGGCGUCCAAUGGAGUGGCCGAGCCCAGAGACCGCCCGCACACUUUGAUGGAAUAUGCUUUGGAUCACUUCCGUUUACCUCCCAAGCGUACAGUAUCGAAAACAUUGACUUUAAGUUCGAAACGUUCUGAGGAAAUUUGGCGUUAUUCAAGAGAUCCCAUCAAGGCCCCACUUCUAAGGAAAUUGCAAGCAAAAGAGGAAUUGGCCGAAGAGGCUUGCUUCGCUUUUGCCGCCAUACUUAAAUACAUGGGUGAUCUGCCUUCGAAAAGGCCAAGAAUGGGCAAUGAAAUCACCGAUCACAUUUUCGAUGGUCCAUUGAAGCAUGAAAUUCUGAGGGAUGAAAUAUAUUGCCAAAUAAUGAAACAGUUGACUGACAACAGAAAUCGCAUUUCGGAAGAGCGUGGUUGGGAGCUGAUGUGGUUGGCCACAGGUCUAUUUGCCUGCUCCCAGGCCUUACUCAAAGAACUAACUCUCUUUCUGAGAACUAGAAGACAUCCCAUAUCACAAGAUUCGUUACACCGCCUGCAGAAAACAAUACGUAAUGGCCAGCGCAAGUAUCCACCGCACCAAGUUGAAGUCGAGGCCAUUCAACACAAGACAACACAAAUAUUCCACAAAGUAUACUUCCCGGAUGAUACUGACGAAGCCUUCGAAGUUGAUUCAUCAACAAGGGCCAAGGAUUUCUGCCAGAAUAUUUCGCAACGUCUAUCGCUGAGAACCAGUGAAGGUUUCUCACUUUUCGUAAAGAUAGCGGACAAAGUCAUUUCAGUACCCGAAGGAGAUUUCUUCUUCGAUUUUGUGAGACACUUAACCGAUUGGAUUAAGAAGGCCAGACCCAUACGAGAUGGCAGUAAUCCACAAUUCACCUAUCAAGUGUUCUUUAUGAAGAAAUUAUGGACCAAUACAGUGCCCGGUAAAGAUCGUAAUGCAGACUUGAUAUUCCAUUACCACCAAGAGUUGCCGAAGCUAUUAAGGGGCUAUCAUAAGUGUUCACGAGAAGAGGCUGCCAAAUUGGCUGCCUUGGUCUAUAGAGUACGCUAUGGUGAUAAUAAGCAAGAACUGCAAGCCAUACCACAAAUGUUGCGUGAGUUGAUACCCUCCGAUUUAAUGAAAAUGCAAAGCACUAGCGAAUGGAAGCGGGCAAUUGUUGCCUCGUAUAAUCAAGAUUCCGGUAUGAGUUCUGAAGAUGCUAAAGUGGCGUUCCUUAAAAUUGUCUACAGGUGGCCCACUUUUGGAUCGGCAUUCUUUGAAGUGAAGCAAACGACUGAACCCAAUUAUCCAGAAAUGUUAUUAAUAGCAAUCAAUAAGCAUGGCGUUAGUCUAAUACAUCCAGUAACUAAGGACAUACUUAUAACUCAUCCUUUCACACGCAUUUCAAAUUGGUCCUCCGGCAACACUUACUUCCACAUGACCAUUGGUAAUUUGGUACGAGGCUCAAAGCUGUUAUGCGAAACAUCUUUGGGUUACAAAAUGGAUGAUUUGUUGACAUCGUACAUCUCGCUGAUGUUAACUAAUAUGAACAAAAACCGCACUAUUCGCGCAAACUAAUCAAGUCUAAUCAAACUUUUCCUCACACAUAAAAGUCUCUUAGACAACAAGAAAUUUUAUUAGUUUUUCGAAU
Messenger RNA from Musca vetustissima, 6720 nucleotides. It is a transcript of the gene ck, whose product is annotated as myosin-VIIa. The transcript is spliced from 10 exons. The coding region runs from base 147 to 6647 and encodes 2166 amino acids. Lineage: Eukaryota; Metazoa; Arthropoda; Insecta; Diptera; Muscidae. Gene Ontology annotation, cellular component: myosin complex; cytoskeleton. Gene Ontology annotation, molecular function: ATP binding; cytoskeletal motor activity; protein binding. The record is from RefSeq and is a predicted model, not a curated record.